This is a messenger RNA of Melanotaenia boesemani (Boeseman's rainbowfish), 7219 nucleotides long. RefSeq names its product cyclin dependent kinase 18 (gene cdk18). NCBI's taxonomy places the organism in Eukaryota, Metazoa, Chordata, Actinopteri, Atheriniformes, Melanotaeniidae. Gene Ontology annotation, biological process: protein phosphorylation. The record is from RefSeq and is a predicted model, not a curated record. Gene Ontology annotation, cellular component: nucleus; cytoplasm. Gene Ontology annotation, molecular function: ATP binding; protein kinase activity. The transcript is spliced from 15 exons. The coding region runs from base 494 to 1903 and encodes 469 amino acids.
CCUGAUGAGCUGUUGAGGCAUAAAGAUAGCAGAGGAGCUAUUACUGAAUCCGCCAAACACAUCUCUGAGCCUCUGGCAAUAAUAAGCACACACACAUUUAAACUUAUUUACAACUCUAUAUCAAUAAGGAAAGCCAUGGAAACCCCGAUGACACCAACCCCUGCAGCAGACAGACCAGAGAAAACGAGUAGGAUUAAAAAAUAUAAAGUAGAAGAAAGAAGACUCGUCCGACCGCUGUGCUGCUGUAACCUACUGAGGAACAGAGAAUAUUGAUCAGCUGCUUUCCUACUGCUUUCCGCCUCAUUAUCCAAUAACACGGACACAGCUGUCUUUGGUCAAGCUGUUCACAAAGAUUCAUCACAACAUGCUCUGUAGCUCGUCUUAUGCAUGCAGGGACGAAGUCAUCUAUGAAGUUUAUCUGAAUGCUUUGCAUCCCAGAAAAAGCUUGGUUUCCAUUUGAAGUUUGUAGUUUUAUGGCCUGCUCCUCUACAACAUGAACAAGAUGAAGAACUUUAAGAGGCGUUUCUCUUUGUCCGUCCCUCGCACCGAGACCAUUGAGGAGAACGAGUUCACGGAGCAGAUCAACCAGCUGAACAUAAGGCACACUCAGGGGUUGACUCCAGACAGGCUUGGUCCUCCGUCCCAUGAUGCCAGCCCAGUUAGCCCAGAAGCAACAACACCAGGAGCUCAGUCUCCAUCUCACCUCCUCUACAGCAAGGCCCAGCACAGACGUUUCUCCAUGGAGGACGUGAGCAAGCGCAUGUCUCUGCCCAUGGACAUCCGUCUGCCUCCUGAGUUUCUGAAGAAGCUGCAGCUGGAAAGCGAAAACUCGCCCAUCUGCAAACCUCUGAGCCGCAUGUCUCGGCGCGCUUCACUGUCUGACAUAGGUUUUGGGAAACUGGAGACGUACGUGAAGCUCGGCAAACUUGGUGAGGGGACGUAUGCCACAGUGUUCAAAGGGCGAAGUAAACUAACGGAGAACCUGGUGGCGCUGAAGGAGAUUCGGCUGGAGCACGAGGAAGGAGCGCCUUGCACGGCCAUUAGAGAGGUUUCUCUGUUAAAGAACCUCAAACACGCCAACAUUGUUACCCUGCACGACAUCAUCCACACGGACCGAUGCCUCACUCUGGUCUUUGAGUAUCUGGACAGUGACCUCAAACAUUACUUGGAUAACUGUGGAAAUCUCAUGAGCAUGCAUAACGUCAAGAUCUUCAUGUUCCAGCUGCUACGUGGUUUGUCCUACUGCCACAAAAGAAAGAUCCUCCAUAGAGACCUGAAGCCUCAGAACCUGCUCAUCAACGACAAGGGCGAGCUCAAACUCGCUGAUUUUGGUCUGGCCAGGGCCAAGUCCGUCCCCACCAAAACCUACUCCAACGAGGUGGUGACUCUUUGGUAUCGACCUCCCGAUGUGCUGCUGGGCUCCACAGAAUACUCCACACCCAUCGACAUGUGGGGUGGUGGCUGUAUCUUGUAUGAGAUGGCAACAGGUCGUCCGAUGUUUCCCGGUGCCACCGUGAAGGAGGAGCUACAUCUAAUUUUUAGGCUCAUGGGCACUCCAACAGAGGAAACUUGGCCUGGUGUCAGCAGUAAUGAGGAGUUUAGGUCCUACCUCUUUCCUCAAUACAAACCUCAAGCUCUCAUCAACCACGUUCCCCGGUUGGACACCGAGGGGAUUGAUCUCCAAACUGCUUUGCUGCUGUACGACACUCGCAGCAGAAUCUCCUCUGAAGCAGCUCUACGACACCCGUACUUCCAGAGUCUGGGGGAUAACAUACAUAAUUUGGCAGACACUGCUUCAGUGUUUUCUCUCAGGGAGGUGCAGCUCCAGAAGGACCCAGGCCAUCGCAGCUCAGUGUUCCAGCCUUUAGGUCGAGGAAAGAAUCGAAGACAAAGCAUCUUCUAGAGUUCAUGGACAAGAAGAAGAGGAGCUCAUUCCUCAGCUCUAAGGCCAACACAGCUCAUCCCACAUACAGGAACAUAAACACACUAGGUCUGCUAAAACUGACCAUAAAGGCUUAUUAUCUUUCUAAAAACAAACAUAAAAGGUCUAAAAUACACUAUAUUUGCAUUCACUUACAUUUUACACUCAUUUGCACCAUCAGUGAUGCUGCACAUGCUGCCACUGCAUAUUUGCUAGUGAUUCCUUUUCCUGUCAAAAAGCAUCUCCAUCCCUAAAGAACCUGUACCCAAAUAAACUUAGAAUUUAUAAUAUAAUGAACUGCAAUUUAAUUAAAUUAACAACAGAGUUCUGGCUCUCUAAGGAAGCUGCUAUCACAUCCUGAACCAUCAGUUUUGUGAAGUUUGGCUUGAUUACUGGAAGGACUAAACAAGGAGUAGCCGUUUCUCAAGUCUGUUUUGCAAAUUAUGGUUCAGAAGAAUUCAAACUAGAAACCAGCGCUUUGUGUAUUUUCACAAAGCGCCGUUUCAUCUUGUCUGUGCUAACAAUGAGUUCAGAAACAGAAAAAUAAACCAAGAUGUUAUCUCAAAAGCAAAGCUUUAUUUUCAUCUUACAUGUUAGCCAACGCCAUGUUGAGCUAAUUAUAUUUAGCUGAUGAUGGCUAGCUACCCACAUGUGCUAGCUGCCUAACAGAGAUUACCUUUGCUAGCCGACACAAACAGAACUUCUGAGAUAAAAUCCUCUAAAUCCUGAAGACAUUUAUAUUCAUGUUUAUAAAUAAAGGUUAAGACUGGAAAUGUCUGGAUAUUUCAGAGAAAGCUGUGUGGAUAGGGAACACAGUAGACUUUAAUUAAAACGGCUAACAUCAUGCUUCCAUUAAAACAGAGGCCUGUUAACACUUUAACAAAUAUUUUUCAUAUUGGUGGACAGGCACAAAUAUUUUACAUUGCAAUACCUUCUAAAUGAAAAACUUUUUUCAGUUAAAAAAAAAGUGGUUUUCUGAACUAACAAGAUGAUUAUUUCCACCGUAAUGAGUUGAGGCUCUGCAGUACCAAAGCUGCUGCUUGUUCUCAUUUUUAAAAAUCUUAACUCAUAGGAGUACGAAUUAGUGAUGGAAAUAAUGUUUUAUACUGUGCAAAAAUGCUAACCUGCCCUGCAAAACACAGAAAAAAGCCUUUUAUUUAAAAAUCAGAUCAAAUUAAUUCAGACAAAUGGAAGAGAAAAUGUUUUAAUUGGCACUAGGCAACUAUUAAAAUUUUAGUCACUGAGCAGCGGACUGAAAAGCUGCAUUAACUUGUGAUAAAAUAAUUAUCUGCUUUAAUUAACACAAUAAUAACACGGUAACAUGUCCGGGCUCUGUUUUUAACGUAAAAUUGUCUUGUUAAACAAGAUUUUUUUUUUUUUUUUUAAAGUGAAUGUAAUGUGCUUGCAUAUUAAGCUUUGCAAAACACAGGAAAAUAUUUUGGAGUAAACCUUCGAAGCUUUAAAAAGCAUCUUGUAGAGGAGGCUGAAAACCUUUAUGAAUAAUGAUUCACUUAACUAAAAUGACACAGUGCUUUUCUUUCUUUGGAUGUGUCAUUUUUUUCUGACUUUACACACUGAUAUUUAACCGAAAUCAAAAAAAAAGAAUUUAUGGAUUUCUCACAAAGAAGAGCAGAGCGAAGGAUUUCAUUGAGUUUCGCUUGCUCUUUAAAAAGAUGCCUGUGUUACAACACAUUAUGAUUUAGAAUCUUUAGAAGAUGACGUAAAUAAAAUUUAAUACUAUUUAUCCAGUGUUUCAUGUGCCAUAUGUGGUAGCUAUGAGUGUGCCGUGCCUCUGGACAGUCCUGAAUCUGAAUAUCCCAGAGCGCUGACAUUACAAUGGUAGCAUCACACUGUUCAUUCCCAGUAACCACUGACAGAAAACCAACAUGAAAGCUGACUCCACAUCUAAUCUAAAGCUGUAGUAAAUGAGCUCUGUGGACAGAUGGCCUUGCUACUGAACCCCCUGAUGCAAGUCAGAAUGGGUUUAUUUAUUUUUUUCAUCCAGUGUUAACAGCUGACUUUAAAUCCAGUAAUUUGAAGUUGCCUUAGUAAACUGUGCAUGAUAUUUUGGCUUGUGAAGAAUCUAUAUUUGAUCUAGUGUGGCCAAUGUGUUAGGGGGCUUUUGCUUAGUUUUUUCUGUAUAUAACUAAAUGUUUAUGUAUUUCUUAGUCUCCUAUUUGCACAAACCAAAAGUGUCCUCUGAAGCCUGCUCCCGUCCCUUUGUGUCUUUCCUCAUACUGUUCCCAGCUAAGGCCAAGUGUCUUACUGAAAGCCUUUAUCCCUACACCUGUAAACUGGGAGAGAGUAAUAAAGUUAGUUUUUUAGCUGUAAUUUGUGUUACCCCAUACAUAUUUCGCAGCCUAACAGGGAGAAGCUUUUGUCUGUAGGUCCAUAAAAGUCAGAGAGAAAAAAAAAACAUUCUCCUUUUCUUUAAUUUGACCUGACAUUAAUCUUCCUCAUCCAGAAAAGGAUGGCUGAGGCAUCCAGUGAAGCAGGAAAAUGUGCUGAGACCUUAUCAGGCCCUCCAGGAUUUUGAAAGGUUUUAAAAAAUAUUGCACUCUAUUUUAAUGUUUUUCUUUCUUGCAAAAUCAUCUGACAUUUAUUUAAGAUAUUAUUUAUUAUAUUUAUGAUAGUGUCAUUAAUUAAAUAAAUUGUAAAUUCUGAUAUGACAUUAUUGUUUGAAAAAUGUGCACACUGGUAGAUUAUCUCACCGUUCAGCAGAGUGACGCUGCAGCUAACUGUUCAAACAGCAAGCAGAAAAAUAAAAAUAAGUGUAGUUAUUCUCAUUCUGUCAGUGUUUGCAGCAGAUCUGCGUGUUGUAGACUACUGGCGGUGAUCUGCUGUAGAAAAAUGUCAAGUCAUGACUUCUGUUUGUCUUCCACUGCACGUGUUACAAAAUGGUUUAUCUUCACUGUAAUGUGGAACUCUGGGAAAGCGUCGUACAUGGCAGUGGCGGAGCCAGACUUUUACACAUGGGGGGGACCAGACUUUAUCAGAGGGUCAUAUGUUACUAAAGGAACUGACUGUGUUCCUCUAACAUGUCUGUGAUAACUGUCACAUUAGAGAGAUGUGAGAAAUAAAACAUCUUUACAUUAAUAAUCUGAAACAACUUCAAAAACAUUCAUAGAAGGUAAGCUGGUUGUUUUGGGCGCAGUAUGUGGAGCUUGAUGUGGAAGUAGAGGGUAUGAGUUAUGGUCUACUGUCUGGUGAUGCUGGUAGACUGGAUCCUGGUGUGGUUAGCUCCACAUUAGGACACCAUCGGGUAAUGUGAAGGAGAAAUUCCUCAAAAUUGUAUUAAAGUUACAGUGACUGGACGAAGUGUUCCGGAUGUGCAGAACUCAUCAAGGCCGUUAAUAGUUUAAAUGACAACAUUGCAGAUUCCUGGAGGGACAGAUAAAGACAUGAGGACAUGAGGUAAGACCAGGACAGUCUUAUUGGGAUUUGGGGGCAUCUAGUGGCAAAGUGGCAAACUGCAACCAACUGACCAUUCAAGCAUGAAUAAAAGCAAAAGACCUUUAUUUAGAGUCAGGGUUUGAUUUGUCUCAGGUUUCUAGAAAUGUGUGUGACCAGAAACAAAUGAAAACAUAGUAGUGAAUAUUUUAUUACAGCUUUCCCAGAAGGCAGGUUAGUACUUUGACAUUUUGAUGCAAUACAAAAGAGAUACUAAACUUCUGGAUGGUAAACAAUAAUGGCUCUGAGACCAGCAAAGGCGUGCCAGGAACUACUCAUCUGUUUGCUCUUGAGCUGGACAUAUGUUGAGAGUAUGAACUAUGGGACGGAUCUACAGAAUGUCUGAAGAGACCCUCUAAUCUAAGUUGCUGUAACUGUUAAAGAUGCUUCCCAAGUCUUUAGCUCAGGAGGACCACUCGUUGGAGACUAUCUUCCCAAAUCAAGCCAAAUAAGUGUAGCCACACUGUAAAUAUGGAGAUGAUGGUGCACAUUUUCAGGCAGCCUCCUAUGGAAAGUCUUUGUGCUGAUCGUGAUUGUUGCUACACAUCUAAAAGUAACCUAAAGAAGGCCAAAGAGAACCUCCCAGAGAAGAAAACCUCCAUGCUGCUGCUUGAUAGACCCUUUGCUGUAUGUAGUACUGCAAACAGCAGUCUGGGAAGGUGGAAGGCUGCAGCGGUGAGUCGCAGGAAGUGGAUUCAGUCACGUAGAGAAGAAAGGGAAACCUCUUUUAAUUCUAAGGACAUAAUCGGGACAUACAUGUAAUUAAAACUCUGAUCCUAACGAAGUUUUUAAAUGCAACCUCAGAGGAAUAGUUUGAGAAAGAGAAACAUUACAGAAGUAAUUUGAAGUAAUUUAAUGUGACCAGAUUUAGAUUAUCUGGUAUACAAAAAAGUUGCCAGUUUUGUCAUUAGUGAAAAAAAUGUUCUUAGAAAAAGAAACAGCUAAUUAAAUUAAAUUGAACACAAAUAUGUUCAGAUGUGAUUGGAGGAAAAAUAUCACAGUUUUAUGCCACUAUUGGAGUUAAGCAAUCAUAUAUAUAUAUAUAUAUAUAUAUACUGUGAUUUCACUGUGAGAAUUGGGCUGCAGAGAAGAAAUGUCCUUUAACUUUAUUCAUCAACACAGAUGAAACAGAACAUGAGAACAUGAGUGUGUGUGGUCUGCAAACAGAAUACAUAUUUAAACCAAAGUAAAUAAGGCUUCACACAGUUCCUUGGAGGAUUAAACUAAAGAUAGUAAUUUACGAUAUCAAUAUCAAAUAUAAAUAGGCAUGAAAAUGAACUAAUUUCUCUAAACCUAAAAUUAAUAAUAUGAUUAUUCAAUAUUGGUUAGAAGCAAUGAAAUCCCAUUCACUCAAGUAACAAAUAACUUCUACAUUAUGCUCUCAAAUAAGCAUAAAGCUACAUGCUAAUAGCCCACUGACAAGGACGUAAUUAGCUGCUUACAAACUACCAUAAAAUGCACUGAAUCACAUUUAAAUUGUAUCUACAAUUAAUAAUGAUAAAAUAAAGAAAACUCAAUCUGUCGCUAAUCUUACUAAUAAGUUAUCCAUAAAUGCACGGUCGCCCAGCACAUGCUAAACGGCCUCCUAACUGUGACUGCGCUACACAGAAGCUGAGGAAGAUCAUGUUGCUGCAGUUCACAUUUCCACCACUAGGUGUCCAGAGACAUUUUAAUUAUAAAGGUUUUACAAUACUAGCCUCUUUUACUAAAACUUUUCCUGCUUGACAUUGCUCAAAUGAUUAAACUUUUGCUCACUCAUGCAAUUAAAGCUAACCUACAGUUAGCAUAAUUUAAGCUAAUGACAGCAUCAAUAAGUCAAGCAGGAUCUGAUUUUUUUCAUUUCAGCCU